AUGGCCUUUAUCUUGCCUACUCUCGGAUUAUUGAUUGCUGUUCUAGCCCCAAUAGUUUUGGUACGUGCUGAUGCAAGUACAUCACCCAUAGUUGUACAGAACAAAGAUCCUCUCAUCUAUUACCAUGGACGAUGGGACGAUUCGCCUGGGACCUGGUGGGCGGGAUCGGGCUUCAAGAUCCAUGUCGAGAACUUGUCCUCUAUGACUUUGAACCUCGGUCCUCACACAACAAGUCUCCUCGCUUCCAUCGGAGUAUCCCUCAACUAUGGAGAUUUCACCACGGUCAAUGUCUCCGAGGGGUCAAACACCCUCCCUCUGCAAUCUCUCCAAAGUGACUCCGAGGAGAAUACCACCGGCAAAAAUGUGAUCAGGAUCAAUACGGAGGGUUGGCAGGAUAAUCGCAUCAAUCUAGAGAAUAUAACCUUGAACUCUGGUGCAAAGGUUUUGCCCUACAAACCGUCAAGACUUGCUUUCCAGUUCAUCGGGGAUUCGCUUUCAGCUGGGCAAUACCUUCCUAAAGGUGUGGACCAAGCCUGGCCAUUUCUGGUCAGCGAAUCCUUCAAAGCGGAACAUGUUGUCGUCGCCCAGCCAGGAGCGGCACUGACCGAUAUAGUCUCGUAUGGGAACGUUCACGGAGUAUCCUACCAGUUCUUCAAGACAGAGGAUACAGGCUUUUACUAUACGACAGACCACAACUACACCACGCCUUGGGAUUUCAAGAAAGAUGUGCCUGCGGCAACGCACGUAGUCAGUCACAUCGGCGCGAACGACGCCUCACAGAAUAUCACUGCAAAUGCAUUCGUCGACACAUACUUGGACUUUCUUGCUCGCCUGCGCACCGUCUACGUCCACCAACCGAUCUUCGUAUUUACCCCAUGGGGAUGGCCACAACCGACAGGUCCCAACAGCUUCUACUACAACGGUAGCUACACCGAGAUAGUGAACGAACGCCACGCAGUAGGCGACAAGGAUGUCUUUCUCGUCAACACGACUGGAUGGGUUAGUUACGAAGACGUCUUUCCCGAUAACAUUCACCCGACUGUGGAAGGCCACCAGAAGAUCGCUGGUUUGUUCGAGAAAUGGCUGGAAGGAUGGGGGCUGCAACCGGAGAAGGAGUGGGCUACCCCCGCAUGA
This is a messenger RNA of Stereum hirsutum FP-91666 SS1, 1134 nucleotides long. RefSeq lists its product as uncharacterized. Bases 1 to 1134 code for a protein of 377 amino acids. NCBI's taxonomy places the organism in Eukaryota, Fungi, Basidiomycota, Agaricomycetes, Russulales, Stereaceae. The transcript has 11 exons. The record is from RefSeq and is a predicted model, not a curated record.